Hyla sarda is the source of this 4375-nucleotide messenger RNA. RefSeq names its product tyrosine 3-monooxygenase/tryptophan 5-monooxygenase activation protein beta (gene YWHAB). Gene Ontology annotation, biological process: signal transduction. The record is from RefSeq and is a predicted model, not a curated record. Gene Ontology annotation, cellular component: cytoplasm. NCBI's taxonomy places the organism in Eukaryota, Metazoa, Chordata, Amphibia, Anura, Hylidae. The transcript is spliced from 7 exons. The coding region runs from base 16 to 915 and encodes 299 amino acids.
GACGCUGCAGAGAAGAUGGAGCUGGAAGACGUCCUGCCAGAUGACGAAGAAAAGACAACAGAUAAGACGUCACUCAGAUGUUACAUAGAGAGCUUGAGAUGGUUCACAUCACAGGUUAGCAAGGGCUUGAACGCUACUGGGAAUCCAUCAGGGUCUGACGUGAAGUUUCAUGAUUUAAUCAUGGACAAGAGUGAACUGGUACAGAAGGCCAAACUGGCUGAACAGGCUGAGCGCUAUGACGACAUGGCUGCUGCCAUGAAAGCUGUGACUGAGCAGGGAGGCGAGCUCUCCAAUGAGGAAAGGAACCUGCUCUCUGUUGCCUAUAAAAACGUUGUAGGUGCCCGCCGAUCCUCUUGGCGCGUGGUCUCCAGCAUCGAGUCGAAGACUGAGGGAAAUGAGAAGAGGCAGCAGAUGGCACGAGAAUACCGUGAGAAGAUAGAGGCAGAGCUGACGGAAAUCUGCACAGAUGUUUUGGACCUGCUGGACAAGCAUCUGAUUGCAAAUGCAACCCCACCAGAAAGCAAGGUUUUCUAUCUGAAAAUGAAGGGGGAUUAUUACCGGUAUCUCUCAGAAGUAGCCAGUGGAGAUCAAAAACAAGGUACUGUAGCGAACUCUCAGCAGGCCUAUCAGGAAGCUUUUGAAAUUAGCAAGAGUGAGAUGCAGCCAACACAUCCUAUUCGACUUGGACUUGCCCUAAACUUCUCCGUCUUCUACUAUGAAAUUCUCAACUCCCCAGAAAAGGCCUGCAGUCUAGCGAAAUCAGCAUUUGAUGAGGCGAUAGCUGAACUGGACACAUUGAAUGAGGAGUCCUAUAAAGACAGCACUCUUAUCAUGCAGCUACUAAGGGACAAUCUUACACUAUGGACUUCAGAACACCAGAGCGAGGACGCCGACAACGUAGAGGGAGACAACUAACAGCUGCCACGCAUCCGAAUUUUUUGUUUUUUUUCACUGUCACUCUGUAUUGUAUACCCCUCCCCCUUCCCUCGUGCAACAAGUAAAUAGAAUAGUACAUCGACUUUCACAACCUCCGUGUAGCAGAAUAAUUUGUGGAUUUAAGGAAAAUUUUCAGGUGUUUUACCGGACAAAUACAUUCUAAUACUUCUGUAUAUAUGAUAUAUUUGUACUUGUAUAUCAUAUAUAUAUGAUUUAAAUAUGUAAUUAUGUCGUUAUUUUUUAACUGAACACUGUGAUGACGGGGUUUUGCUAGUAACAUUCUAAGUCAGGAUUUUCUCCCCGCUUCCCCCUUUCUCCUCCCUUCCCCCCCCCCCCCCCCCCUCUUUCAACAUUAGAGACUUAUUAUUUUAGGACAAAAAGUCGAAGUACAAUUCUGCUGUACCUGUUUUACAGGAUGUUGGUGACCAUACUGUAACCCCACCCCGGGAUGAAUUGGGUUCAUAACAUGGUGUUUUGUUCCUGUAUCAAUGAUCUAUUUUGAUUGAGUUGAAUAUUACAUAUGGAACUUAAUUUGUAAGCCUGGAUAUAAUAAUCAAUUUAUAUUUUUUUUUUGUAUUUUUUUUCCCGAAUAUUUAGUCAUUAUGAGUUUUUCUAUUAGUGUGAUGCGCACUUUUGUCACUAUGUGUUAAAGGAAAAAAAAAAAAAUUAUGACAUCAGGGGCUCAAACAGAAUAUACUGUACAACUAUAUUGGUAACUAUUGUUAGUAGCUUAAAAAAAAAAUGACUGUCAGAUUCUUAAAGGAAAAAAAUAGAGCGUAUGUGUAAGGUCUUCCCAUCAUCUCUGUUGUGGAGUAUUUUAGAAAUCUGGUCAUUUUCUUUCUUCCUUGCCAUAGUAUUUUAACUGUUUACAUUUUGUUUCUUUUUAAUGCAAUCCGUCAUUCUGCUUUAUAACUUCUGGUGGUUUCCUGUUUUCGUUCUCUCCCCCGCUUGAGAGGUCCUCCUCCUAAAGGUAUAAAAAUCUGAUUAAUAACCUUCCGCAGCACCCAGACCUCCACAGUUGGAUUGAAUUGAACUCAGAUUUCCAUAGGUUACUAUAGUUAAUCUGAGGUUUUCCAUGUGUGUUGUUGCCGUCAUAUAAACGCUAAAAUGCAGCUGCAGUACAGAUGUCUGAAAUAGACCCUGAAUGGGUUAUCAAGGAUUAGAAAAAUGGCACCACCCCUGUCCUCAGGUUGUGUAUGGUAUUACAGCUCUGCUUCAUUCGAGUCUAUGGAACUGAGCUGCAAUACUACACACAACCUGAGGAAGAAAUCCGCUCUGUUUUGCUAAUCCUGGAUAACCCCUUUUUAAUGUGCCUCUACACUUUUAAUAGCUGUCCAGCCAAAAUAUGGCUGUUCCUCUUGACUACCCCAUCAUACACAUGUACACUCAGCCUGGCUGAGUGUGCAUGUGUUUGCAGCGAGGAGAGGAGACACCUGGCGAAUCUCCAGGGUUAACUAUAUAGAUAUAUGUAUAUUGAAAUUCAACAGUUAAAGGGGGGAGUAUUAAAGGAAUAAAAAAACAGGCCUUUAUUCUUUCAAAGACCGCGCCCUCCUUGCCUCCUCUUUGGGUGUGGUAUUACGACUUGGCUCCAUUCACUUGAAUGGAACUGAGAUGCAGAACCACACCCAAACUGGAGACAAACAGGGAGAGGUCUUUGAAAGAAAAAAGGCCUGUUUUUUUUAUUCCUUGAAUACCCUUUUAAGGCCCUUAUACACAAAAGGUGUUCCUACUGAAAUCUGAUUUUCCAUAACGCGUAUUAGGGUCUUUAGAUUUGGAAAGACAUGGCUUGGCUUCUACAAAGCUGCUUUGUUCCUACUGUGCUGUCAGCAGUGCCCAUCCCAUGCUGAGUUAUAUGAGAAAGGUUAGUUGCUAUGGACAAACAGCCUUUAAAGGGGUUAUUCAGGGUUGAUUUUUUUUUCCAAAAACAGCACCACUCUUGUCUUCAGGUUGUGUGUGGUAUUGCAGCUCAGGUCUGCUGAAGAUGUGCAGAUUGCCGACUGACCCUUUGAAGUAAACGGUAGCGUAACUCGCAGCAGGUUACCCGCUUCGAGUUAUGCUACCAUUUACUUCAAAGGGUCCGUCGGUUACGUUCGUGUGUACGUAGCAUGUGUUGUUGUCAAGCACGGCACGUCCCUAGCAACCAGUUUGUCAGAAUUAAAGGGGUACUCCUGUGGAAAACUUUUUUUUUAAAUCAACUAGAGCCAGAAAGUUAAACAGAAUAGUAAAUUACUUCUAUUAAAAAAUCUUAAUCUUUCCAGUACUUAUUAGCUGAUGAAUACUACAGAGGAAAUUCUUUUCUUUUUGGAACACAGAGCUCUCUGCUGACAUCAUGACCACAGUGCUCUCUACUGACAUCUCUGUCCAUUUUAAGAACUGUCCAGAGUAGGAGAAAAUUCCCAUAGCAAACAUAUGCUGCUCUGGACAGUUCCUAAAAUGGACAGAGAUAGCAGCAGAGAGCACUGUGGUCAUGCUGUCAGCAGAGAGCUCUGUGUUCCAAAAUAAAACGAUUUCCUCUGUAGUAUUCAGAAGCUAAUAAGUACUGGAAGAAUUAAGAUUUUUUUAUAGAAGUAAUUUACAAAUCUAACAAGUUUAACUUUCUGGCACUAGUUGAUGAUAAAAAAAAAAAAGGACCCCUUUAACAUAUCUUCAGCUCAAUGCCAAAGUGAUACUAGGCUGAGGACUCUUACAGCUUUAUUAAUCAGAUUUUUGUUAAUAGGUGAUGCCCCUCCAGAGUACAAUCUCUUCACUGCACGGCCCAGUUUGAGACUUUCACGCCCUACGUUUUUUAUGCGUUCACCAAAUUUUUGGGAGUCUUUUACAAUCUCUCAUCACCAAAUAUUGUAGGCGUUUAUGCAGUAAGACGUGUAUCUGACAUCGGUUGUUAAGUCGUAACGCGCAGAGUACUGUAUUUAGUUAGUCACUGUUCAGGCUGUCGGCAUCAUUCCGAUACAUUUUUUUAAAUUUAUUUUUUUUUUUUUUUUACAUUCCACUUCGGCUGUAUCAUUUUUUUUUUUUUUUUCCCUAAGUGUCUGUCCGCCUGUCCGCUUCAAGGCAAAAAUAUCCAUGCACUGAUCUUUCAGUCUCCGAACAAGACGUACAGUUAAUACUUGCGCUUUAUAAAUGCAGUAGUGAAUGUGGAACUGAGCCUGUCUGUAUAUCUGGUAGCUCUUUAUUUUUUUAUUAUUAUUGUUUUGGCUUUGUUUUUACUGACCAGUAUUCUGCCUAAGGUUUGCUUCUGUGUUGGUUUCAAUUACCUAGCACACACGUGGUUGUGAAAAAUUUAGUCUAGCGCAAUAAAAAAAGAUGAAAAAAAAAAAAAAAAAAAUGGUUAUUGAUGUACUCAAAUUUGUGUAUGUAUUUUCAACAGUUCUAGAGUUUCACCCUACACAGAAUAAUCAGGAACAUGUAACAAUUCAAGCAAAAUAAAUAAUCCAUGUUA